AUGAGAAAGGUGGUGAUGUUUGCUGGAAUCAUUGUUGCCUUGUGGUCCAUCUCCCAACUACUCGUCGUCAUCUUCACCUGCACGCCCAUCGAGAAGUUUUGGCUGCCAGAAACGCCGGGAACUUGCAUUCCCAACCUGCCUUUCUGGUAUAUCAACGCGGCCGGCAACAUUGUUACCGAUGUUAUCGUUUUUGUCGUUCCUUUGCCAGCUCUUAGCAAGCUGAACCUGAAGAAGAACCAAAAGGUCGCAUUGAUCGGUAUCUUUUGCUUGGGUUUCUUUACCUGCGCCAUCUCCGUUAUCCGCAUCCAGUACCUCCGCCUCAGCGAGGAUGUCACAUGGGACAACGUCGCCUCCUCAUGCUGGUCCGUCGGUGAGCUCUGCUCCGGCAUCACCUGUGCCUGCCUCCCUACUCUCCGCCCUCUAGUCGCCAAGAUCUUUCCCUCUAUGAACUCGAGCAACGACAGCUACGGCAGCUAUCAAAAGUCCUCCGGCCGUGAUGGGACGGCCCCAAGCAAGAGCAAGAGAUCCCGCAACGAGACAGGGAGCACGAGGAGCAUCAUCUACCCCGAGGAUGUGGAGCUCCAGAGCGAUGACAGGUCAGACAAGGAGGUCAGGGUGGACAGGGUGGAGGACCACGCGCAGUAUGGGGAUGCGGUGAGCAAGCUCAAGCUGGGUCUCAAGCCUUCGGUCACUACGGAGAUCAAGGUCGGGACACCUGGGUCGACUUCUUCGAGACCGGUACCGAGUUCGCAGUGGGGUAGGGGGAUUGAGGUGAAGCAUGAUUUGGUUGUUACCAAGGAGGGGUUCUAA
Podospora anserina S mat+ is the source of this 810-nucleotide messenger RNA. RefSeq lists its product as uncharacterized. The record is from RefSeq and is a predicted model, not a curated record. The transcript is spliced from 2 exons. Bases 1 to 810 code for a protein of 269 amino acids. Lineage: Eukaryota; Fungi; Ascomycota; Sordariomycetes; Sordariales; Podosporaceae.